Oncorhynchus nerka (sockeye salmon) is the source of this 5666-nucleotide messenger RNA. RefSeq names its product desmocollin 2-like protein. Gene Ontology annotation, biological process: adherens junction organization; homophilic cell-cell adhesion; cell morphogenesis. The transcript is spliced from 16 exons. The record is from RefSeq and is a predicted model, not a curated record. Lineage: Eukaryota; Metazoa; Chordata; Actinopteri; Salmoniformes; Salmonidae. The coding region runs from base 247 to 2967 and encodes 906 amino acids. Gene Ontology annotation, cellular component: catenin complex; plasma membrane; adherens junction. Gene Ontology annotation, molecular function: cadherin binding; calcium ion binding.
AAAGAGGGUGGAGUACUAGACGAGGAAUGCGUCCCGUCGUCGAGGUAGCCAAUUGAGUAAUCGCGGGCGGGCGGGGUACUUUUUCAUAAAUGAAACCGUCAUUCCGAUACCUGCAAUGGAAGACGCAUACGGACACAAUUCGGUUACUGUUGAUUGGUGUAAGGAUAUUCCACCCUCUAAUCCUCGCCCUUGACAGAAACACUUAUACUUCUUGUUCCUGCGUGUGGUUUCGUCACUAUAGUCUUGAUGUUUCGAAUGGUAGUAACAAAAAUGGAACGGAACUUAAAUGUCAAUUUAUGCAUCUUUUUGAUCAUCUCAUGUGUGGACUCCUGCUUUAUCCCCGGAUCCAUACAAGCAGCAGUACCUCAGACAGUACCAGUUGGGCAUGUUAUUUCAAAAGUUGAUGUCGACAACUGUGACACCAAGACCUUGCAUUUUACCUCUUGUGACCCGGACUUCACAGUACAGGCAGAUGGAACUAUAGUAACAGUCCACAUCACUAUGGUACCAGCCAAUGGCAGGACAUUCUCAGUGCAGUUUCAGGACCCCAAUGGUCAGAAGAAAAACAUGGAUGUUUACCUUGUCCAGAACUCUAGAAAAGUAUUGAAAGAGGGUCUACUAAAGCGCUCCAAAAGACGUUGGAGCCCUCUGCCCUUCAACAUCAUAGAAAACGACGUCCCUCCAUUUCCAAAGGAAGUUGAUCUGGUUGCAUCUGAUUCUUCUGCCGCAUACAGGGUGUACUACACCCUCAGUGGGCCUGGUGUGACAGAGGACCCUGUGGGUGUGUUUAGUGUGGUAAAGGAAACUGGGAUGCUGAAGGUCCACAGAGCUGUUGACCGCGAGGUUACCCCUCAGUUUAUAUUUCAAGCCAGAGUGUUUGACAGAUACACCAACCAGGAGACAGACUUACCAUUACCCAUCACAGUGAAUGUAGAAGAUGUGAAUGACAAUGCACCAACUUUCACUGGACAACUGCAGUUUACUGUGCUGGAACAAAGCAACACAGGUACCGUUGUAGGGAAGGUGAAUGCCAUAGACAAAGACGAGCUUGGUACAGACCACACUAAGAUCAGGUACUCCCUCCUCUCUGGGACCAAUCUGUUCUACAUCAACCCAGAGACAGGAGUCAUCAGCACCAAAACAGACACUCUUGACAGAGAGGUGAACGACGAACAUUUAGUGACAGUGGAAAUCAGAGACAUGAAUGGCGCUCUGAAUGGUCUAUCAAACACGGCUACAGCCACAAUACUUGUGGGAGAUAUCAACGACAACCCUCCCACUUUUAAAAAGACAUCUUAUAAUGUGAGUGUUAUGGAGAACCAAGAGAAAGGCCUCAUCCUCAGAAUCCCUAUUGAAGACAAGGACUUAAUUAACACACCAAACUGGAACUCUGAGUUCAUCAUCACCAAGGGGAACGAAAAUGGGAACUUCCGGAUGGAAAGAGACCCAAAAACAAAUGAAGGACUAAUUUACCUAACAAAGCCUCUAGACUACGAGAAGACCAAGAACCUAAAGCUGGAUGUGAUGGCCCGUAACCAGGCUGAGCUGAGUGGGACCAAUGCCAAGUGGGUGUCCAUCCCUGUGGAUGUCACAGUGGGGGACGUGGACGAGGGACCAGAGUUCACUGCCCCCACCGUACGAUUUACUGUCCAGGAGAAUACUCCAAACGACACCCUGAUCGGAACAUAUACUGCUGUAGACCCAGAGACCAAGAGCAGCGCUGGCAUCAAGUAUUACAAGGUCUCAGACCCGGCUUCAUGGAUCAAUGUCGAUGAAAGCACUGGACAGCUGAAGAUCGCCAACACAAUCGACAGGGAGUCCCACUUCGUAGUGGAUGGUGUUUACAACGUCACUAUGAAAGCUGUGGAUGCCAGUCAGAAGACAGGUACAGGGACGGUGAUUAUUCAAGUGGAAGACAUGAACGACCACGUCCCAGAAAUCUUCUCUAAAGACCUGGUGUUGUGUGAGAAGGAUGGGGGAGAGAUGGGCUCUGUGUUGGUGGUAGCAGAAGACAAGGACCAAGCUCCCUUCUCCGCCCCCUUCAGCUUCAAACUGGGAGAGAAGCAUGAUGACAAAUGGGCUGUGAAGCCACUCAACAGCACUGCAGUGAUGUUGGCGCAAACUAAGGAGCUCCCCACCGGCCUAUACACUGUCCCCCUGAUGGUGGUGGACCUGCAGGGCUUUGGAAGUACCCAGACUGUGACGGUCCGGAUCUGCCGCUGCAGGAACGGAGCGUGUCUGGCCCAACAGAACUCCACAUCUUUGGGGGUGUGGGGCAUCCUGGCCAUGUUGCUCGGUCUGGCUUUGCUACUUCUACUCUGUAUCCUUUGUGCAUUCGUGUGUGUGACGAAGAAUGAGAAAAUGGAGCUGGAGGAUAUGGGAGACAGUGGUGGUAUCCUGCUGACGUCUAACAUUGAGGCCCUAGGGGAUGCAGUGGAUUCAAAUCUCAUCAUUGUUCCAAAGUCUGGGAUUGACCAUUCAGUGAAGGGAUCCAUGAUUGACAUGGGGUGGGCUGGAGCUAAGAACUUGGGUAAGAUGGGAGGAGACCUGGGCACUCAACAGCAGUCCGGCAGCAGCGUCAUUGUGACCGAAAUGCAGAACGGCUUCUCUGACCGAUACAACGGCAGUCAAUACGGUGGACAAAAUGGCGGUGGACAAUAUGGUGUAGAUCAAUAUGGUGGAGGACAAUAUACCAGUGGCAAUAUGACUUUUGACAACACACGUUUCAUGAAGUUCAACUGGCAAACCAACGGGCUGUUUCUACAACAGAAGUUGGCUUACCUAGGGACGGAAGAGGAGGGACGGUACGCCGAUGACAUCAUCCACGCGUACGGCUUCGAGGGGGUGGGGUCUCCAGCUGGCUCGGUGGGCUGCUGCAGUGACCAAGUCAACCCGGAAGACCUGGACUUCCUGAACACACUGGGGCCAAAGUUCAAGGUGUUAGCUGAGGUCUGCACUAACAAAUGAACCAGGAAGAUCUAUUGCAAUAUUGUUUUUACUACAGAAAGUGUUCUCUCAUGUUUGUUUUUUGUUGAUAAUUAUGAAUUAUCAGAGGGUUGGCAUGCUAUUAUUAUCAAGGGUGAUACAAAACAUUGAGUCAGUCAUCACACUGAAUUGCUCAAACUUUUUGUUGGUUCGAGCCUUUUUGCACUGGAAAGUACUAUGUAUUGUAAAUAGUGUACAUUUAGUGAUUUAAGUGCCAAAGAUAAGAUUUUUUUUUUGUAAAUUGUGGUAAAAGUUUCAGUGUUGUAGAAUCAAAUGUUUGUUUAUGAGAUGCUGUAAAAACAGUACUUGAAUGUUAGAUUAGAUGAGAUUUUUCUAAUUACCUAUGAACUGAAUGGGGUACAAACAUUACUAAAUAAAGUCUAUAUUUCUCUUUCAAUGUUGGAUAACCUGAACAAUUAUGCCUUGCACUUAUCGUCCUAGCUAUAUUUUGUACCAUUGUACGUUCUGUACAAGUCAACACAUGAUAAUGAAAUAAGUAGAGUGAAUAUGACCAUCUAAAGUAGACUGUAUGUAAUCCAAUCAUUUUUUCAAGACUGUUUGUGUGAGAUUCUAAAUGGCAUUUCUCAUCACUUUUUAGCCAUCAAAGAGUAAAACUGCCUUGUCGAUUAGGCUACAUUGGGGCUUCCAUGUUGAAUUUGUCACACAAUUCAAUUGUCCGUCCAAUUCAUUUUAUUCUUAUGGUUGAUUGGUGGCAGAAAAAGCCUUGUGUUUAGACUAGAAUAGAAUGUUCUGGGUACUUCUGUUUACAUUUAAAAUUGGCCAAAAAUAACAGUACCAGUCAAUAGUUUGGACACCUACUCAUUCAAGGUUUUUUUUCUUUAUUUUUUAAAACUAUUUUCUACAUUGUAGAAUAAUAGUGAAGACAUCAAAACUAUGAAAUAACACAUAUGGAAUCAUGUAGUAACCAUAAAAGUGUUAAACAAAUACUUCAAAGUAACCACCCUUUUGCCUUGACAGCUUUGCACACUCUUAGCAUUCUCUCAACCAGCUUCAUGAGGAUUGCUUUCCCUACAGUCUUGAUUGAGUUCCCACAUAUGUUGAGCACUUGUUGGCUGCUGUUCCUUCACUCUGCGGUCCAACUCAUCCCAAACCAUCUCAAUUGGUCUGAGGUCGGGUGAUUGUGGAGGCCAGGUCAACUGAUGCAGCACUCCAUCACUCUCCUUUGUCAAAUAGUCCUUACACAGCCUGGAGGUGUGUUUUGGGUCAUUUUCCUGUUGAAAAACAAAUGACAGUCCCACUAAGCGCAAACCAGAUGGGAUGCCGUAUCGCUGCAGAAUGCUGUGGUAGCCAUGCUGGACAAUGACCCAAAACGGCGCCUUGAAUUCUAAAUAAAAUACUGACAGUGUCACCAGAAAAGCACCCCCACACCAUCACACCUCCUCCUCCAUGCUUCACAGUGGGAAUCACACAUGUGGAGAUCAUCCUUUCAGCUACUCUGUGUCUCACAAAGACACAGCGGUUGGAACCAAAAAUCUGAAAUUGGACUCAUCAGACCAAAGGACAGAUUUCCACUGCUCUAAUGUCCAUUGCUUGUGUUUCUUGCCCCAACAAGUCUCUUCUUAUUAUUAAUGUCCUUUAGUAGUGGUUUCUUUACAGUAAUUUGACCAUGAAGGCCUGAUUCACGUAGUCUCCUCUGAACAGUUCAUGUUGAGAUGUGUCUGUUACUUGAACUCUGUGAAGCAUUUAUUUGGACAGCAAUCUGAGGUGCAGUUAACUCUAAUGAACGUAUCCUCUGCAGCAGAGGUAACUCUGGGUCUUUCUUUCCUGUGGCUGUCCUCAUAAGAGCCAGUUUCAUCACAGCGCUUGAUGGUUUUUCCGACUGCACUUCAAGAAACUUUCAAAGUUCUUGAAAUGUUCCGGAUUACCUGACCUUCAUGUCUUAAAGUAAUGACGGACUGUCGUUUCUCUUUGCUUUUUUGAGCUGUUCUUGCCAUAAUAUGGACUUGUUCUUUUACCAAAUAGGGCUAUCUUCUGUAUACCACCACUACCUUGCCACAACACAACCGAUUGGCUCAAACGCAUUAAGAAGGAAAGAAAUUCCACAAAUUAACUUUUAACAAGGCACACCUGCUAAUUGAAAUGCAUUCCAGGUGACUACCCCAUGAAGCUUAAGGUGGUUACUUUUAAGAAUCUCAAAUAUAAAAUAUUUUUGGUUUUGACAUUUGUUUAACACAUUUUUGGUUACUACAUGAUUUCAUAUGUGUUAUUUCAAAGUGUUGAUGUUCUUAUACAAUGUAGGAAAUAGUCAAAAUAAAGAAAAACCCUUGAAUCAGUCGGUGUGUCCAAAUUUUUGACUGGUACUGAAUAUUUUUCUUAAAUACGUUUCAACAUAUAUUAAGGAAUGUAUUUAAAAUGUACACUUUUUGAUUUUAUUGGUGGAUUUAUUAAAUCCACUUCAAUCAGUGUAGACGAACAGGAGUAGACAGGUUAAAGAAGGAUUUUUUACAUUGAAUGUGUAUAUGUUCCAUUCAGAGGGUGAAUGGGCAAGACAAAAUAUUUAAAUACCUUUGAACGGGGUACUGUAGUAGGUGAUAGGCAGACCGGUGUGAGUGUGUCAAGAACUGUAACACUGCUGAGUGUUUCAGUCUCAACAGUAUUCAUGUACAGUUGAAGUUGGAAGUUUACAUACACCGUAGCCAAAUAAACUGAGUUUAAAUGUU